Messenger RNA from Uranotaenia lowii, 858 nucleotides. RefSeq lists its product as uncharacterized. NCBI's taxonomy places the organism in Eukaryota, Metazoa, Arthropoda, Insecta, Diptera, Culicidae. Bases 17 to 793 code for a protein of 258 amino acids. The transcript has 2 exons. The record is from RefSeq and is a predicted model, not a curated record.
AUCGGGAAAAACAGCAAUGAAGAUCGCUGUGCUAUUCACCGUGGUUGCUCUAGCCGGAGCCUCGAACUAUCCGGACGAACCUUUCGGACAUCUGAAGCUCGAUCCCAAACUAGAUUCCCAUCAGGCGUUUGAGGAGCAGUGGGAUCUUGCGCAAGGAAUUUAUUUGAAAAUACAGCCAGUACUUGAGCUUAAUUUCCACAAGACCUAUAACGCGUUUGAAAAAAUUGACAGGCAGAUCUCAGUUCUGUACCAAAAUAUUUUGGAUGCAGGCAAGCUAUUGUUGAAUGAUAUUUUACACAACUCUUCGGAAAUCCUCGAAAACGUGAAUCAAGAAAUACAGGGAGCAAAUAAUAUCGUGAGCGAGUGUUUAGAGACUACCGCACAAAAACUUCGCACAAUCGGAGAAGAAGCUUUCGCGAAAGCUAAUGAGUGCAGCGAAACCUUGAUCGAAGAAAUUGACAACCUGAAGUUUUCGCUUAAUGAAUCACUUGCAGCCUAUUUCUACGCCGAAAUUGAAGAGCUGGAGACUAAAUUUCGAUAUCAAUGUUAUGAUGUAAUUGGUGAUAUUUUUGAUCAAGUUAAUUGCUUCGUUAGAUUUGUACCAACAACAACUAACGCCGCAUUUCAUAUGUUUAAAAAAGUCGAAGAAUUCUUCUACGAAUAUUACAAUACCGGAAUCCUGAGAGCCGACUAUGCCCAUAAGUGUUUCAUCGAUGUCAUUGAUCUGGUGCGAGCUGACGCUAAGACGGCUAAGGAAGAGUUUUACGAAUGCUUACAACAACCUGGAUCAUGAGACGCACCCUAACUAGAACUGAAACAUCGACCAAAAGAAGAGAGGAAUGCUUAGCAAUUUUUUUU